AGCGCAGCACAUUUGGCCAGCUGCUUUGACUGGCCUCUCACAGAUCUGCUGUGCAGUCUGAAGCCUGAAUAGAGACUCUCAGCAGCAGCUCCUGCAUUUGCAUUUAAUGCAGACUUCUAGCAGACUUCAGCCGGCGGACGCAGCACCGCGGAUGAACUCCCCAAAACUUCACUAAACGAAGGUUAGAGCAUCUAUAGAAAAAACACUAACAAAGCGCUUUCACUUCGGUGUUUGAACCUUGUUCGAGUUAAAGACUUAGUUUGAGUGUGACUCGUGUUGGGUGGUUUUACAAGUGCAGACGGAACUAGGUUUCCUGGCGGAGGAGCACUAAAUCGACAGCGCAACAGACUACCGGUGCACAGUUCACCGCUGAGCUGAGCUCGAGCCAGACAGACUGAGUGCGCUAAAACUGGAGGGUUUAACUCCGGGAUGCAUCUGUGUGGCGUUUAAUAAACAACAACAAUAUAUCUUAAGCUAAAUAACGCGUUCAUCUCCACUCUUUGGACCGUUUGAAGAGCAGUUGUCCCCGUGUUUUGUCCAAACCGACGGACUUCUCGACACUGGAAGGACUUAAACUGAACUCAAGAUGUCAAUUUUGCCGUUCACUCCCCCCAUUGUCAAAAGACUUUUGGGCUGGAAGAAGGGAGAGCAGAACGGCCAGGAGGAGAAAUGGUGUGAAAAGGCGGUGAAAAGUCUGGUGAAGAAGCUGAAGAAGACGGGGCAACUGGACGAGCUGGAGAAAGCCAUCACCACCCAGAAUAUCAACACAAAAUGCAUCACUAUACCGAGGUCUCUGGAUGGCCGUCUGCAGGUUUCUCACAGAAAAGGUCUGCCCCACGUCAUCUACUGCCGUCUGUGGCGCUGGCCCGACCUGCAGUCCCACCAUGAGCUGCGGGCGGUGGAGCUGUGCGAGUACGCCUUCCACACGAAGAAGGAUGAAGUGUGUGUCAACCCGUACCACUACCAGCGAGUAGAGACGCCAGUACUCCCACCAGUGCUGGUGCCCAGACACACAGAAAUCCCCAGUGAGUUCCCGCCUCUGGAUGACUACAGCCAUUCAAUCCCCGAAAACACCAACUUCCCUGCUGGCAUCGAGCCUCAGAGCAACUACAUACCAGAAACGCCACCACCAGGCUACCUCAGUGAGGAUGGAGAGACCAGCGAUCACCAGAUGACCCACAGCAUGGACACAAGCUCCCCAAACCUGUCACCUAACCCUGUUUCACCCACACACAGCAACUUAGACCUUCAACCAGUGACAUACUGCGAGCCAGCCUUCUGGUGCUCUAUUUCCUACUACGAGUUGAACCAGCGAGUAGGAGAGACCUUCCACGCCUCACAGCCCUCGCUGACAGUGGAUGGCUUCACAGACCCCUCCAACUCAGAGCGUUUCUGCCUCGGCCUGUUGUCCAACGUCAACCGCAAUGCAGCUGUGGAGUUAACCCGCAGACAUAUUGGCCGUGGUGUGCGGCUAUAUUACAUUGGAGGAGAAGUGUUUGCUGAGUGUCUCAGCGACAGCGCCAUCUUUGUCCAGAGCCCCAACUGUAACCAACGCUACGGAUGGCACCCUGCCACAGUCUGCAAGAUCCCUCCAGGAUGUAACCUGAAGAUCUUCAACAACCAGGAGUUUGCUGCCCUGCUGGCCCAGUCAGUCAACCAGGGGUUUGAGGCUGUGUACCAGCUCACCAGGAUGUGCACCAUCCGCAUGAGCUUCGUCAAGGGCUGGGGAGCCGAGUACAGGCGUCAGACGGUGACCAGCACCCCCUGCUGGAUCGAGCUGCACCUGAAUGGUCCCCUGCAGUGGCUCGACAAGGUGCUUACACAAAUGGGCUCCCCCAGCAUCCGCUGCUCCAGCGUCUCUUAGGGAAACCCUACAUCCACCCACUUCCUGUACACCACGUCUCCUGUCAGUGACUAAAAACACACAGACUGCAUUCAGACAAGAACGGCUACACGAGUACGGAAAGACGAUGAGCCCCCCCUCCCCCCAUUCAGCCAAUUCUCAAUCUGUAAUUUAGUCCUUCCUCCCCACCAGCUGUCAGUAGCACUUUUUAUAUACAUAUUGUUGUGGCAAAGGGGACAAGUGCAGUAAAGCAGUACCAUGUUAGUGUGAUCUCCACAUUUUGUCCAGAAUUAUUUUGAUGGCAAUUUUUUAAUAUUUGGCAUCUACGUGCCAGAAAGGUUGUAGCAAUUGGAGGAGGGUUUUGUUUUUUUCAAUUAAGAGAUUCUUAUUUUCUUUCCUUAUUUUUCAUGAUUUUUACGUUUUUUGUACAGAUGUUAAAGUGGAUUUCAAAAAUGAAUUACAUUUUUUUAAGCAUUAAUAACAAUUUUGUAAAGCAUGUGUAAGAUCAUGUUAAAUGCAUUUCACUUGACUUUGUUUCUGUUUAUUUGGGCAUUUGAUGUUAUGAAGACAUUUAUAAAUGUGACCCAGUGUUGUUCAACCACCAACACUGUGUGAAGGAAUAUACUGUAAGCCUAGCAUGAAUAUUUGUUUAGGUUUUAUGCAGCCUAUGUUACUCUGACAAGACAAAAAACAUGGUCUUUAACUGCAAAUUCGACAGAAAGAAAUCAAAGGAAUCAGUCAAACUAUAGAUAAAAUUUUUUCCCCCUCUCAUAGCUGUAAACCAUACAUACUGAUUUGAACCGUGGGCCAGAUUACUCUGACAAAGCAGUCUGAUGCUUCAGGAUACAGUAGAGCAGACAGGAGGUACAACUCUUUAAACCCACAUAUAAGUACUUAAAGAAAAUGGCAUUCGUCAAAUGUCAUGAGGAUGCACUUUUGUAAAAUGUUAAUAUUCUAGUAAAGCGAUGUUAGCAAAGUACAUUCAGUAGCAGUUGUAGUUCACAGCUGCAAUAGUUCUUGUCAGAGGGUUAUAUGAAAUAUAUCCUGCAUUAAUUUCAGGAAGCCUUGCCAAUUUGCAAAAUACUUUUGCAGCAUUGUAUUGUGUAGUAGGUAGUAUAUAAUAGGCAUUUACACAGAACUUGAAAACAUCUCACAUACUGUACUACUCUGCAAACUUAUAGUUAAAUUACAAAUUGAACACACAAAAUGUAGUUGGAAUACGUGUGUGUGAUAUGAUUACUCUGCAGAAGGCUGUGUAAAGAGAGCAGGAAGAUGCCUUUGCUUUUUUUAAUUUUCUCUCUCAGCAGUCCAUAACAUUGGUCUUAUUUUUAGCCAUCAGUAAUAUUGACUUUUUGCACACUCAGGACCGUAAAAAAACAGCUGAAUUAUGUACAGAAACCAGUGAAAAGGACAGAUGCAUGACUCUCGAGACUUUAAAGUCUAUUUUGCUACCAAUUAUUUUUGUAGGACAAUAAGGUGAUAACGUGUUGACGACUUCAUCCGCUCCAAGUGUUUUUGCAUGACGUGGCAGAAAAUACUGCUAGCAGGUCUGGGGAUACUAACCUUGUAUUUUUCUACCUGUGAAGACGAGGCAGUUUCAGUACAAAGCACAGCUUUUUACAAAGGGAAAUGUUUAGAUAGACAGAGGCAUGUAAAUAACAGUAGCUUCUCAAAAUCUGAUGGCCCUAUUUUUUUUUAUUUUUUUUUAGGUCUAUGUACAUGUAGUACAUACAGGUGUUAUAAUGUGACCAUUAACCUUUAUAAUGUUGAUGGUUUUGUAAACAGAAGAACAAAAAAGAAGCUCAAAAAUGAAAAAAAAGUUGGGGAAAGCUAUUGCUGAAAUAGAAAAGCGUAGUCUUAGCUUUGUUCCGUUUCCUUUCAGGCACCCACUGUGAUGGAAGUGGAUCGAUUUUCUUCUGGUUUUUAACACUAGACAAAGACACAGUGGGUGAACAUGGACAAUAUUUGGAAUCUUUUUAUAGUACUUAUUUACAUUAACCCAGCUUUUGAUGUUAAUGCCAGCCCAGUGGUGCUAAUCUUUAACAUUUUAGGGACUCAAGAGAACCGCAAAGCCAUAAGAUUUUAAUCUUAAAGCUGGUAGAUUUUGAUUUCUGUUAAAUGAUGGCUAAUAAACCUUUAAACUGUAGUGUGGGAUUGUUUCAGAAACGGUAGCAUCUAUCAAUCUGAGACAAGACAGCUCUUUGUAGAGCUUCUAGUGUCCUCGAACGCAGCAGUCCUGAUCCUAGUGGACUCUUUAACCCCAUGGUCAAUGUAAUUACCAGGUAGGGAAUAUUUUGCAAGCAAAUUUGUCAUUUUUAUACACUCUUCAAGUUAUAAUGCUCAUGCUUUUCCCCUUGUUUAAAUUGUUCACUGUAAUCGUUAUUAUUAGUUGUGAUUUAUGUUUUUGUGCUCUGAAUUGGUCUCUUUAGAUGUCUUGUAUAAAAUUAUACCCUUUAUUUUUCUCUGCCUAUAAAACGUUGAUGUGAUGCUUUAUAUUUUUGUUUAUUAUUGUUGGUCUAUGAAUAAAAUAUAUAUCUUGUGGUGAUACUGGGGCCGACAUGCCAUGAAAGAAGGAAACUGAAGCUGGCUAGUACAAACCUUAAAAAUCAAACCACAUCUGUAUUUCAGUAACUGUCAAGGUUAUUCUUGUAUUCAGUCAGAUUCACUUUGUUGAGCAAAAUUGAUCAAAUAUGGAAUAAUUCAACAUUAUACAUCAGAAUAACCAUAGUAACUUGAUUGUAUAGCUUAACAAGGUUUGUUAGCAUGAAAUGUAAUUAAAGGCAGUUAUCACAGGCCUCUCUGGAGACGUUUCAGGUUUUAAAAUCCUGUUUUCUUCUGUAGUUUGGGGAUUUCCUAGUCUGUGGUGAAUAAUUUGGCACUGUCCUCAGAAGCAGACAGAAACGGUAAUUACAGGCCCACAGCAGACACUCUUGUUUCUUCACUUAUUGCUACGUUACAAGCUAAUGCAAACCAUAACCAUUUGUGCUGUCACAGAGGCACGACAUUGCUUUAAAUAUGAAUGCGGGCUUUGUUCUGAUUCCCUUAAGGUAAAGAGGGCUGAACAACCUGCUUGGCUCUUCAGAAACCACUUCACUGUGGUUACAAAUAGUUUGGGUGCAUGAGCGAAUCAAUUGUUGAAGUGAGAGGGUGGCAGGAUCAAAGCCAAAUGGUGUUUCAUUCUGCUGGUUCACUCUUUAAAAUAUCUGGAUUCAUUAAAAAACUGUCAAUGUA
This is a messenger RNA of Siniperca chuatsi (mandarin fish), 5074 nucleotides long. RefSeq names its product SMAD family member 3a (gene smad3a). Gene Ontology annotation, molecular function: DNA-binding transcription factor activity, RNA polymerase II-specific; I-SMAD binding; RNA polymerase II cis-regulatory region sequence-specific DNA binding. Gene Ontology annotation, biological process: anatomical structure morphogenesis; BMP signaling pathway; regulation of transcription by RNA polymerase II. The transcript has 8 exons. Gene Ontology annotation, cellular component: heteromeric SMAD protein complex. Bases 587 to 1864 code for a protein of 425 amino acids. Lineage: Eukaryota; Metazoa; Chordata; Actinopteri; Centrarchiformes; Sinipercidae. The record is from RefSeq and is a predicted model, not a curated record.